Molecule: messenger RNA, 1320 nt
Organism: Neurospora hispaniola
Lineage: Eukaryota; Fungi; Ascomycota; Sordariomycetes; Sordariales; Sordariaceae
Product: phosphatase 2C-domain-containing protein
Exons: 7
Coding region: 1-1320 (439 amino acids)
Biological process (GO): protein dephosphorylation
Molecular function (GO): protein serine/threonine phosphatase activity; cation binding
Source: RefSeq, a predicted model, not a curated record
AUGGGCCAGACGCUUUCUGAGCCCGUCGUCGAAAAGGCGUCGGCAACUGGCGGGGAUGAGCGGCUCAUCUACGGCGUGUCGGCCAUGCAGGGCUGGCGUAUCAGCAUGGAGGAUGCGCACACGACAGUCCUCGACCUACUAGCCAACAACCCCAAGGAGGCCAAGGACCACAGCCAAAAGCUCUCCUUUUUCGGCGUUUUUGACGGCCACGGCGGCGACAAGGUGGCAUUAUUCGCGGGCGCCAACAUCCACGACAUCAUUGCGAAGCAGGACACAUUUAAGACCGGCAACUACGAGCAGGCUCUCAAGGACGGCUUUUUGGCAACUGAUCGGGCAAUUCUAAACGAUCCCAAAUACGAGGAGGAGGUUUCUGGGUGCACCGCAUGCGUCGGUCUUAUUACCGAUGAUAGAAUCUUUGUGGCCAACGCUGGCGAUUCGAGAUCCGUACUGGGCGUAAAGGGCCGCGCGAAACCUUUGUCUUUCGACCACAAGCCCCAGAAUGAAGGCGAGAAGGCUCGUAUCACUGCCGCUGGCGGUUUCGUCGACUUUGGUCGCGUGAAUGGAAACUUGGCUCUCUCGAGAGCUAUUGGCGAUUUUGAGUUCAAGAAGAGCGCCGAGCUGGCACCCGAGCAGCAGAUCGUUACCGCAUACCCCGAUGUUAUGGUCCACGACUUGGCCGACGAUGACGAGUUCCUCGUACUUGCUUGCGACGGUAUCUGGGAUUGCCAGUCUUCCCAAGCGGUUGUCGAGUUCGUCAGGCGAGGCAUUGCCGCCAAGCAGGAUUUGGACAAGAUCUGUGAAAACAUGAUGGACAACUGCCUGGCCUCCAACUCGGAGACGGGCGGCGUUGGUUGCGACAACAUGACCAUGAUCAUUGUUGGUUUCCUCAGGGGACGGACUAAGGAGGAGUGGUAUGAGGAAAUUGCCAAGCGCGUCGCCAACGGUGACGGCCCUUGCGCUCCUCCCGAAUAUGCUGAGUUCCGCGGUCCUGGUGUGCAUCACAACUUUGAUGAUAGUGACAGCGGGUAUGAUCUCGAGGACAACGGAAACAAGGGCAAGCCCUUUGGCAUGGGCGGCUACAAGGGCCGCAUCAUCUUCCUCGGCGACGGAACCGAGGUGCUGACCGACGCCGACGACACUGAAAUGUUUGAUAACGUGGAGGAGGACAAGGAUCUCGCCAGCCAAGUCUCCAAAUCACCCUCAAGCAUAACAACGAACGACCAGGACCAGAAGGAGCAGGCCGCCGUUGCUGCGGCGGCGGCGGAUAACAGCACACAAAACGCCAAGAAGGAGGAGACAAGCUCGCCGGCUAAGGCUUAG